Messenger RNA from Entrophospora candida, 686 nucleotides. Lineage: Eukaryota; Fungi; Glomeromycota; Glomeromycetes; Entrophosporales; Entrophosporaceae. The record is from the annotation of a GenBank genome assembly.
AUGAUUACAAACUUCAUUGUUCGUAUUAAUGAUCCAUCACUUAUAGGUAAAAUAACAUAUAUGCAACUAAAACAACUUCAAUCUACAUUAUGGAUCCCUUUCUGUCCAUUAUUGAUGACACAAGCACUUCCUACAAAAUUAAACAACAAAAAUAUUACAGCUGCCUGUGUCACAUUAAUGGUUUCUUCUCAUAUAUCAUGCCAACCUUCAUCUUCUUUCAUCUUCUCUUUUAACAUCAAAGGUGGCAAUGUCCCAUUGAUAAACAUUAUACAAAAUCAAUAUUUCAAGAUAAUACCAUUACUCAAAAAACACUCAAUAUUUUUCUUAGAACAAUUACUUUCAUGUGAUUGUUCAACCUUUCUCCCAAUAAACAUGUUAUUUCAUAGACUACCUCUUAGUAAAUUUCGUAGGCCUCCUAAAUGGUACAAUAUACUUAAAUCUCAAUUCUGUCAACCACAAACAAACUUUUUAAACAAUAUAUCAAAUUUACCUCACACCAAUCCAUUCAUUUUCCCUUCCUUAUACACACCUCCAACUGACAUGAGACACAAACCUAUAAUAGCAUCCAUAAUAAACUCUGAUCUCAUAAUAGCCAAGCGUAUAUCAUCUACAUUGUACAGACAUUAUAUAUUGAAUAAUACAAAUACAGAUAUUAAUACAAUUUCACCAUGCACAGGAUGUCAAAG